AAUGAAGGUUUCUUUCAGUUGUUUCCAGAACUCUAUUGCUGAAGUGCACCUCUCUUUGUUGGGUGAAUGAAUGUUCAUGAAGCCCUUUCCUGAACCAGCUGAGGAGCCUUAGGCCUCUUGGAGCCUGUGACAUGGAAGCUUUGGAAGUGGAUGAUAUCAGCCCAGCCUUGGAAGUUACUGAGGAUUUCCUUAGUACUUUUGAUACUAAGCUAGAAAAGGCUGUGCAGCAAGCUGAGGUGUAUGGGAUUCAGGAAGUCCCUGAAUUGGUGGGGCACGAGGUCCUCACUAACAUAACAGACAAUGGUGCUAUCAGAAAUGUUGCCUCCCUGGGCAAGGGGGGCCUGAUUUGGGACCACUGUAAGAGCAGGCUCUUAGAAACCAAAGCUCAAAAUGUCUUCCCUGCCAAAGAACAGUUUAUGGUUCAGAAGGGGACAGCCCCAGAUAAUCUUUCCUGGAUGGAACAAAAGGAAGCAUCGACCUUUAAUUUUUUCAACAUCUGUCCACGUCGGAGGGAUAGGCCUCGCUCCGUCAAUGACUUAUUGGAUGAGACCUCUACUUUCAAGCCAGGGCAUGCUCGGUCAAGGUCAGAUAUUACCCAGGUGGACUGGAGGCUAGUCCUCCAAACUAUGCCUCUGCAGCAGCAACUGUGUCUUCGGGGCCCUCAUUUCACCAGGCCAGCUUUUCUGUCGUCCUCACCAAAUAAGGUCGAAGAUGCUCAAGGGAAUACUGAACAUAAGCAGGCAUUCCCAAACCUUCUGAAGAAGGGGUACCUGGAGAUUAGGAAGGACCAUGACAGUUACUGGCAAAGCUGUUACGCAGAGCUCUCGCCCUACGACUUCCACUUCUACAGCCUUGACAGCAGUGGCAAUCAAGCCCUCUAUGCCACCUACCGGCUUUCACACUUCCAGAGCAUAUCUGUUUUGGGCAACCUCGAGGCCAGGCUGGUGGAUACCGUUCUGUAUGACAACACUCAGCUGCAGUUAAAGGCAGAGUCACCAUGGGAGGCUUUGGACUGGGGGCAGAAGCUUUGGGAAGUCGUGCAUGCCGCCGUGCCUGGUUAUGUGGGGCGGCAAGAUGAGCUGGCCGACUCACCGGGGCUUGGUCAUCACGUUGACUGUACACAGAAUCAUUGUUUACAGAAGAAAUCCAGGGAGCUGCUCGCACCAUCCCCUGUCUUGGAUAGUCCCAAACAAUACCAAAACAUCAUCAAAUCAGGGACGCUGUACAGGCUCACUGUCCAGAACAACUGGAAGGCAUUUACUUUUGUGCUUAGCAGGGCCUACCUUAUGGCUUUCCAGCCUGGCAAGCUAGACGAGGAUCCCCUGCUAAGCUACAAUGUGGAUGUGUGUCUGGCUGUCCAGGUGGACAACCUGGACGACUGUGACUCUUGCUUUCAAGUCAUUUUCCCCCAAGAUGUCCUCCGCCUCCGCGCUGAGACCCGGCAGAGGGCCGAGGAGUGGAUGGAGGCUCUGAAAACAGCAGCCAAUGUGGCGAGGAGUUCAGAGCAAAACCUGCAAGUCACCCUGAGGAGCAAACCCAAGGAUCAGAUGGGUGGGCACGAACUCAGGAAGAACAAACGUCAGUCUGUGACCACCAGCUUCCUCAGCAUUCUCACAACUUUGUCUUUGGAGCGAGGACUCACUGCUCAGAGUUUCAAAUGUGCAGGAUGCCAGCGAUCCAUAGGCCUUUCCAGUGGGAAAGCCAAGGUGUGCAAUUACAGUGGGUGGUAUUACUGCAGCAGCUGCCAUGUGGACGACAGUUUUCUCAUCCCCGCACGCGUAGUCCACAACUGGGAUACUUCGAAAUACAAGGUAUCUAAGCAGGCCAAAGAGUUUCUGGAGUACGUGUACGAAGAGCCCCUGAUCGACAUCCAGCAGGAGAACCCCAUGCUGUACCGCCACGCCGAGCCCCUGGCCACUGUGGUGCGGCUGCGGCAGCGGCUGAAGUCUCUGCGAGCCUACCUGUUCAGCUGCCGGGCGGCUGUGGCCGAGGAUCUGCGCCGCAGGAUUUUCCCCAGAGAAUACCUCCUUCAACAGAUCCACCUAUAUUCCCUCGCUGAUCUGCAGCAGGUGAUAGAGGGGAAGCUGGCUCCAUUCUUGGGCAAGGUCAUUAAAUUUGCCACCUCACACGUGUACAGCUGCAGUCUUUGUAGCCAGAAGGGGUUCAUCUGUGAAAUCUGUAACAAUGGAGAGAUCCUCUACCCUUUUGAGGAUAUGUCAACAAGCAGGUGUGAAAGCUGUGGAGCCGUUUUCCAUUCUGAAUGCAAAGAGAAGUCCGUCCCCUGCCCGAGGUGUGUCCGCAGGGAGCUGCAGAAGAAGCAGAAAUCUUUCUGGCGGAGGCUGAACAUGGACGAGAGCCUGGAGGAGGCUUGCAACAUGUUCGAGCUGUCCUACCAGAACACCUGAGUCAGCAGGGGCCUGAGGCCAGGGAUUGACC
Molecule: messenger RNA, 2436 nt
Organism: Odobenus rosmarus divergens (Pacific walrus)
Lineage: Eukaryota; Metazoa; Chordata; Mammalia; Carnivora; Odobenidae
Gene: PLEKHM3
Product: pleckstrin homology domain containing, family M, member 3
Exons: 7
Coding region: 132-2405 (757 amino acids)
Source: RefSeq, a predicted model, not a curated record